AAAAUGUCUUGUGAGAAAUGCACAGGAAAUGAGACCGUUAUCAUCAUACGAAUAUUACUAGUAAUUCUAUUUAUUAUAACUAUUAUAUUUUUGUAUAAUUAUUUCAUGAAAGUUUUACAUAAACAUAAAUCAACGAUACGGAAUUUAUCAAAAAAAUAUCAACGACUAAUUUUAUCGUCAGAAUUCAUACAGAAAUUCGCAAAAACAAAAUAUACUACUGAUAAUGAAAGUCAGUACGCAUUGUUACUUAAUGAAAAUGUUAACAAUAAUGUGAUCAGUUAUUCGAGUGAGGUAGACAUUGAAUCAAAUAACAUAAAGGCUUUUGUACAAAAUCGUUAUCUUGAAGAGAAUUUUAAGCAUACUGCUUACACUAAUAAUAGCAAUAACACGUCUUCACUUUUAUUUGAAUAUACUUCGCAUGAAAUAAAGGAUUCUGGGUUAAAUCAAUUCCAGAAGUCGACUACUGACUGCCACUCAACAUCACCAUCGUCGUCGUCACCGUUUCAAUUAAUCAAUAAAUCUCUGCAGAAUAAUAGAAUCUGUCCUUCAUUGGCUAAGCUAACUAAAAAUAAUGAAAUGAUACCAUUAUAUGAAUUUUAUUCGGAUGACCUUCAAGUGAAUUGUUUAAAUGUAUUAAAACGGUUUAAUAAUGACAACAAUUAUAAAGGCGGGUAUUUUGAUAGUUUUGUAAAAAAAUUUAAAUUGACCAAUCAGUAUCAUGAUAAUAAUAGUAAUAAAUGGUAUCAAUCAAAGUAUAUAAAUUAUCAUUUAUUAACACACAGUGACGACGAUGAUGAUGACGAUGUGGAAGCAGGAUAUCGGAUCAAUAUAAUGGAAAGGGGUAAAGUUGAUAAUGAUUUAACCAAUGAAAAAAUGAACUUACCGUUAUUUAAACAACACAUUGGUAGUGAACAAUCAAAGACCCUUGAAGGAAUUAAUAAUGGUAGUCAUAAUAUUUUAAAUUCAGAUAAAUAUAAAUAUGAGAAUAUAAAGAGAACAGUUUAUAAUGUACAUUUAGAAAGUAUUGAUCGUAAAGAAGAUAUGAUCAAAUUGAAAAGGAAUACAGUAUUACACAUGAAAAGAUCGGAUAAAGUUGAAUUACAGUAAAACUAUGAAAGAUGACACAAGUUAUUCUGAGAUUUGGAGGGGAAGAUGUCUUUUAUUGAAUAUGACUGCAUUAAUGAUUGUAGCGGAGAUUUGAUGGAAGGUCACAGAAGCAGGAGAGGGGACAAGUCAGUGACCUUAGGGAUUCUCUAGCGCGAAAUGCACAUGCUGAUAUGGGGAUAUCAAGAUGACCCUACGAUAAGGAGGAUAGAGAUGGUGACGGAGAUGCCAGAGACAAUGACCAGUGUGUCAAUGGAGAUGAUAUAACUCAAGUUAUCCUUUCAUAUUAUUGAAAUAACACUGGCAACAAUCAGGUUGUGCUCAUAUCAUACCUGAAUAAUAUUCACUGUGAUAAUUUAAACCUUAAAAUAUAUUCCUUUCUGGUUGACACUUUUAGAGGAAAAAUA
Trichobilharzia regenti is the source of this 1511-nucleotide messenger RNA. NCBI's taxonomy places the organism in Eukaryota, Metazoa, Platyhelminthes, Trematoda, Strigeidida, Schistosomatidae. The record is from the annotation of a GenBank genome assembly.